Podospora bellae-mahoneyi is the source of this 3384-nucleotide messenger RNA. RefSeq lists its product as uncharacterized. Gene Ontology annotation, biological process: DNA-templated transcription. Bases 1144 to 3270 code for a protein of 708 amino acids. The record is from RefSeq and is a predicted model, not a curated record. Lineage: Eukaryota; Fungi; Ascomycota; Sordariomycetes; Sordariales; Podosporaceae. The transcript has 6 exons. Gene Ontology annotation, molecular function: DNA binding; zinc ion binding.
CCAAUGGCUCUGGCCCCCUCCCACCCGCGGCGCAUCUGGCCAUAUCUGCUGAUUCUCAGCGUCGCCCUCCCCCCAGUCUGCAGAGAUCAAUUCCCCCAUUGGGGGCACUGCCGUGUCUGCCGUGAUGUCUCUGAGGUCUGCCCUGGUCUAGACCCUUCUGGAAGCAAGGCAGCCGCAUGCUGCGAGAGAACAUGCAGGCCCCUUCUCCCUCCUCCCUCCUCUCCUUUCUCUUUCGACUUCAGCCAUGGAAUCUGCGUCUAUUUCUCGUGGUCGAGAUAACCACGCUGCCUUGUCUGACACUUGGGGCCUUUGCUGUCUGUUAUUUUCGAUUCGUGUAGACCAGUGACAAUAAAACCAUGAUUCAUUUUUUUUCACUAGCUCGCCGGGUGCCCAUCUGUUUGACUGACCAUGGUGACAGGCAUCUGUCAGAUAUUCAGGAGGCGAAGAACAUCUCGAAUAGGGACCGACAACAGCUCAGCACACGAUUGACGGGAUCUGCUCCGAAGCAUUUGUACCCACCAUCUUACCCAGCCUCCCGUCUUCAUACUGUCUGACCAACCAUAGCAGGCCGGGAGAAACUCCGUAGCGUCGUGAAUGGAUCAAGCAGCCCUGUCUCUACACUGUACAGUACAAUACACACCCUUCCAGUUGGAACCAUCUAGGCCCUACACCGAACUCCUGUCCCCAUCCACCUCCCUACCGUCUCCCAAGAACCAAGUUGAACAGCACCGUUGAGCGCUGAAGGCGCCUGUCUGUCCCUGACAGCCCGGGCACGUGGAGCCGAUACUUCGGAUAUCCUGGCUCCAUCGUUAGUCUCCCGACCUUGAAUUUGCACCUCCAUCCCGCGCCAGACAUUUUAGUCAAGAGGCUUGCCGUCAAAGCCAUAUUCAUGGCAACGCCGCCGUCCCAUCGGCCUUUGAGGGCCCUUCUUCCUGCGGACACGGAGAGAGCCGGGGGUGAGCGCGGAGCCUUGUCUUCGGCUUCGUCCAGUCUCGGACCCCGACCAACAUCGGUCGAGCUAGCACCUCGGCGGCGGACCGCAAGAGCCGCAUGUAUCGAAUGUCGCAAGCGGAAAACAAAGGCAAGGAACCGUCGCUAUGAAAGAGGGCUGUUUUGGUGCGAGUGCUCGCUAACCUGUGCCUGAUGGGUCCCAGUGUACUGCUGAGCGACCCCGUUGCUCUGAAGCGACGUUUUGUUGACCUGGAGGACAAGGUGAACAUUUACGAGCAGGUCUAUGCCAUCCUCAGGUCUCGUCCACAGCAUGAGGCCAACUCGGUCUUCAAGCGAAUCCGAACCGGUGACGACCCGCAGAGCAUCCUUCGGCAUGUCGAGCACGGCGAUCUUCUUCUCCAGCUCAGAGUUGUCCCGGAAUCCCGAUACCGAUACGAAUUCCCCUUCAUGUCCCCGCUCCCCGCCCGGCUGCAGACCCAGGACAACCCCUAUUUAGGAUCGCUCAUAUACGAGUGGGAGGUUGAGCGCCCUAGAUCCCCCGUCAGGUCGCCGAAACGAAGAGGCAAGCAGCUGGAAACCGACCGGUCAGCAAGUGAAGACUCUACCACGCCGGGCCCCGGUCCCUAUGUGAAGCCGUUUCAUGCCGCCGAAGUGCAUGACCCUCUUAUCGACUCGGCCGAGCCGUCAAAAUGGACCGACGUCACGACGGAUAAUACUCUCCUUCGAAGUCUCUUGAGGUCCUAUUUCCUACACGAGUACCAGUGGUUCUCGGCAUUUCAGAAAGAAUACUUUCUCUCCGAUAUGAUUGCAGAUCGACGUCAGUUUUGCUCCCCCUUGUUGGUCAAUGCAGUUCUUGCCCUUGCUUGCCACAGCUACCGCGAAUUGACGGACCGGGCCGAGUUCUGGAACCCUAGAACACUUGGCUAUGGCUUCCUGACCGAGGCCAAAAGACAUUGGGAGUUGGAGCAGGCGGGGGGCCGAGGCAAGCUCACAACGAUUCAAGCUGCCAUCAUCCUCAACAUUGUGUAUAACUUGAAUGCCAUGGUCAAGCUUGGGUGGCAAUACACGCUCCAGGCGAUUGAUAUGGCACACAAGAUGAAGCUGUUCAAGAAGCCUGAGAACUGGGAAACGUUGAAUCCCAGGUUAAGGGCUGGCCGAGAUUUCACGGCAUGGAGCCUAUUUGGCUGGCAAAGCCACUGUACCUACACUUUGUUUGAGAAGCCACUCGUAGACGACCCCCCGGAGGUGCCGCUGCCUGCCAUCACAGCUGACCCAAGUUGGUAUGGCGAGGUGUGGCUCAAGUACCCCCUCGAAAAAAUCCUGUAUCCGAGCCAUUUUGCAGAAUUUUACAAGGCCAACACAGAGUUUCGGGUGAUAUUGAACGACAUUUCCAAAACGUUGCACGGGGAGGCAGGGCAGAGUCGAUCACCACCAGCCGAAUCCAAGAUUGCUGCGCUUUACUGGAGAUUGCAAGCAUGGUAUGCUGCGCUGCCCGAAUCACUUUCGCCUAGGACGAUUGUGUUUACUGCGCAGAUGAAGCUUCACAUGCAUUACCACCAUGCCAUUGUUACCAUGCUACAAAGCCUCAUGACCGGCGUAUCAGAUAUUACGAGCUCAGCUCCGGCUGCGUCUCCGGAGUCAGUGGCGUUUCCAGCACCGUCACAAAACGUCCUCGCUAUUUCUUCUCUUUUGAACAGUGACCCGCCAUCAGAACCAACAGGGCCACCACUUCCACCCCUCCAGACCGCAUUCACGUUGCACCGAACACAGUACGAAACGCUGCUCAGGCUGUACUACCUUCGCCACGGAUUCGAAGCUCUGGACGUCUUCAUCAUGGUGUCACUCAUGACACUCGCGUUUAUCACAACCAAAGAGCUCGAAGACACCCGUCUCUCCUCGGCCCAGCCGCCUUCCGAAGAACAAAAAGCACACAUUGAUUCCCUACGAGCCACCCUUGUCCUGUGCACCAGAGGGCUGUACGACCAAGGGAAGAGUUACUAUCUGUCCCAGACCAUCUUUCGUCUAGUACGAAGUGGGAUGCAUGUUGACGAGAAGGAGCUGCUCCGCGAAUAUGCCUCUCUACCUGACGAGGAAGACAGCGCGGAUGCGAAGAUGAGAGAAGAACUGGCCCAAAGGUUGUGGCCGCAUCCCCACCCCCAGGCGCAGAACGACUGGCAGGAAGACGUCGAGACGGAACAUGCAUCCGGGCCAGCGGCUCAGGAACAAGAGGGAUGGAAAGUGCUGGAUGUAUUAUUGAAGAACUAUGGAGAGGUCAGGAUGGAAGCUCCGGAGAGCGACGACUCGGAAGAUCAAGGGUAGGUGCCUAGGUAGGUAGGUACCUAGGUAACAUGGCCAGGUAAUAACAAAAUGGGUAUUUAGGAAAAUAACAAGACUCUGCUUACAAAGAGGUUAAAUGAGGCUGUUCAGAGAUGA